Dictyostelium discoideum AX4 is the source of this 1020-nucleotide messenger RNA. RefSeq lists its product as hypothetical. Bases 1 to 1020 code for a protein of 339 amino acids. The record is from RefSeq and is a predicted model, not a curated record. NCBI's taxonomy places the organism in Eukaryota, Evosea, Eumycetozoa, Dictyosteliales, Dictyosteliaceae. The transcript has 3 exons.
AUGUAUUCAAUUUAUGAUUUUAAAUACCCAAGCGAUUGGAUUGAACCAACAGCAGAUGAUAAAUGUAUUUAUGAUUGUUAUAAAGAAGUUAUCAAUUAUAAAUUAUUAGACGAAAAUAAACAAACUUUUCAAUAUUAUUAUGGAACACUUUCAAGUACCAUAAACUUCUAUCCAUUAUGUAAUUAUGAACAACUUGUAAUUGCAUGUAGAUUUCUUACAGUUGGAUAUCUUAUUGAUGACUUUUUGGAAAGUAAUUUAGUUGAUUCAGAAACUUCAAAUUUAAUGUCAAAAAAGAUUGAAAAUAUUUUAAUUGAUGGUGAAUAUCUUGACCAAUCUAAUAUUUCAAAUAUUGAAAAAUAUACAAUGUUUUUUAGAGGUAAAGCAAGACAAUUUGUUGGUGAUAAAAUUAACAUUUUUAAUCAAUUUAUUAAAUUUUUUGUUGAAUGGAUAAAUUCAAUUAAUCCAUUUAAUAAGGCAAUUAAUUUAAAUAAUUAUGAUAGUUAUAAUUUUUUUAAAAAGGUUAAUUCUGGAACAUAUGUAACUCUUUCAAUGGCUAUGCUUUUAAAUCCAAAUACAAAAGUUGAUACUAAUAUUUGGAUGAAUCCAAGAUUUGAAAGAUUUGUUUGUAAUGGUGCGUAUCAAAUGUCAGCAUUUAAUGAUUGUGCAUCUUAUGCAAAAGAAGUUAGAAGUAAUUGUCAUUUAACAAAUCCAUUAUAUUUUUUACAAAAAGAAAUUGGUUCAUUUGAUCAAGUUUAUAAAUUAAUUUUAAAUUUUAAUAACAAAAUUGUUAAUGAAAUUUGUAAAGAUGAAGAAUUACUUUUAAAAGAGUGUCCAGAUGAUCAGAAAGAUGAUUUAAAAUAUUUAACAAGAUCAAUGAAAUUAAUAUUGGGUGGUAAUUAUUCUUGGUCAUUGAAAUGUACUAGAUUUAAUGAUAUUGAUUCACCAUUUAUUGAACAAAGAUCAAUUAAUCCUGAUGUAAUUGCUUAUGAAAAUAUUGUUGAUAAAAUUAUUAAAUUAUAA